AUGGAACAACACGGCGACCUGGCGCUGGUGGCGCGCCUGCCGGAGGACGUGCUCACCGACGUGCUGCGGCGCCUGGCCGCCACGCCGCGCUGGCUCGACAUCUCCCGCUCCGUCUGCAAAGCAUGGCGAGCCAUCAUCGACGGCGAGAGCCUCCUCUGCACACGGCUCCCCUUCACGGGAAUCUUCAUCAGCAUGGCGGUGCUCCCGUUCCCCGAGCUGUUCUCCCGCCCCUCCGCGCCGGGCCGGCCCGCCGUCAGCGGCAAGCUCCACUUCCUGGCCGCGGCCGUCAAGGUCCUCCCCGACGGAGGCUGUGACCGGCGAGGGAACCACUGCAUCAAGGGCCACUGCAACGGGCUACUCUUGCUCAACGACUACGUGGUUAACCCCGCCACGCAGCGCUGGGACCGUCUUCCCGAGCGCCCGCCAAACAAUGCCAAGGGGAUGGUUCGGCAUUCCUGCUGCAACGAGUACCUCUCCUUUGAUCACACCGUGUCGUCCCACUACCAGGUGUUCCGGCUCCCCUAUUUGUUGCAACUCCAUUGGGGAUCUAACAACAAAUAUGAUCCCAUUGAGGAGGCAUCCGAGUGGCCACCAUCUCGAUAUACCUUGCAUGUAUUCUCGUCGAGGACACGCCGCUGGGAACAGAGAUUAUUUGUUCGACAAGGGGAUGCCGUCGGGACCGUUGCUGAGACGCGUGAGUUUUCAAGGCGACUUCUCUCCGUCUACUGGCGAGGAUCACUUUACGUGCAUUGCCAGAAUAAUUUUGUUGUGAGAUUAUCUUUGUCCGAAGACAAAUACAACAUCAUUAAGCUACCAAUGGAUACGGGAAGAGAACCCUAUCUAGGAUUAUCCCAAAAAGGGGUAUACUUAGCAUCAUUUGUUAAUGAUCAUCUUCGGGUUUGCGUCAUGGAUGAAUCGAAUGGUCAUGCGCAGUGGAUACUGAAGCAUGAUUAUGACCUCAAUCCUGUGAAAGCAUUUAACCGCCAAGUAAAUGGACCAUGGAUCUUAGAGGACAUCAACUAUCACUUCGUUCUUUCUCGACUUCCAAAGGUGAACAAGCAAGCGGUGAUUCGAUACCGUCAGAAAAAGAAAGUAGUAGUUCAAGACAAGUUUGAGUGGAACUCCGACGAUGACGAUUUUGAUGAACAUGAAGACAUAGUUGAAGCGCACCAACAUAAAUAUUUUGAUAUGGAGAUACUUGGAUUCCACCCAUAUAAAGAGAUUAUCUUUUUAAGUAGGGCGGAGAGUUUAAAAGUGAAUGCGACGGGAUUUGCAUAUCAUUUGAAUAGCUUCAAACUGGAAAGCUUGGGUAGCAUAUACCCAACAGAUUACGCCAAAUUCGACGUCAUCGGCCUACCCAAUGAAAGUUGUUACAUCGAUUCAUUUCCGUACACACCAAUGUAUUGAAUGGAAGAGAUCCCAAAAACAGUGUAAUGAUAUUUCUCUCACACAUAUG
Lolium perenne is the source of this 1456-nucleotide messenger RNA. RefSeq lists its product as uncharacterized. Gene Ontology annotation, molecular function: protein binding. The record is from RefSeq and is a predicted model, not a curated record. Lineage: Eukaryota; Viridiplantae; Streptophyta; Magnoliopsida; Poales; Poaceae.